AGAUUGCCUUCACUGGAAGAUGCAUUGUCUAAGGUGAGCUCAUCCGAUCCUGCAGUUGUUUCUGCAAUUAUUGAUAAGUUCUCACAGCAACCAGCUCUGAAGGACAAGAGUGCUUACCGCAGACUAGAUAUUAUUGAUAGGUGCUUCUCCAGGAGGUCAGUAGAAGAAAUUUUAUCUGCUCUUGAGGGAGAGGCUGCAAAAGGCACUGAUGAUUGGAUCUCUGCAACAAUUCAGUCAUUGAAGAAAGCAUCACCAAUGAGUCUUAAAAUUUCUCUCAGAUUGAUCAGGGAAGGGAGGGUGCAAGGUGUUGGCCGAUGUCUUAUUCAAGAAUACAGGGUCUGCUGUCAUGUCUUGAGGAAAGAAGUCAGCGAGGAUUUCUUUGAGGGUUGCAGAGCUAUAUUGGUGGAUAAGGACAGAAACCCCAAGUGGGAGCCCUCUCAGUUGGAGCUAAUUAGUGAUGACAUGGUGGAACGAUAUUUCUCGAAGGUAGAUGAUGAGGAAUGGGAAGAUUUAAAGCUCCCAGCUAGGUACAAGCUGCCAGUCUCAGCUAUGGCAAAGCUUUAAAUUCAUUGGACACUAUUGCAAUUAGCAGCAAGGGAGUUAAAAUUAUGUUGAGCAAUGCACUUGCUUCAAUAUACGAUGCUGUGGGGUACCAUCCAUCACAUAAUAAAGGGAAGUUAUUAUCCUUUGCCACACUAGUCCAUGAACUUGCCAGGAAAAGAAUUUCCGCAGUCGUCGAUGAAGACGUCAAUGGAAAGAACCAUUCUAUUUGGCCAAGUCGUGCAGAAAAAUAAACCUUAAUCAAAUCCAUAUGUAUGGAAAACAAAACCAUGGUUUCCAAAUGAAGGGUUGGUUGUUUAUGGAUAUUAGGGCAUCUUCACUUUAAGUACCAUUUAUAUAAUCCGUUCCUUUUUUUUUUUU
This is a messenger RNA of Macadamia integrifolia, 921 nucleotides long. Its product is annotated as 3-hydroxyisobutyryl-CoA hydrolase 1-like. Gene Ontology annotation, molecular function: 3-hydroxyisobutyryl-CoA hydrolase activity. The record is from RefSeq and is a predicted model, not a curated record. Gene Ontology annotation, biological process: L-valine catabolic process. NCBI's taxonomy places the organism in Eukaryota, Viridiplantae, Streptophyta, Magnoliopsida, Proteales, Proteaceae.